This is a messenger RNA of Mytilus californianus (California mussel), 4649 nucleotides long. RefSeq names its product LHFPL tetraspan subfamily member 2a protein-like. The transcript is spliced from 4 exons. Gene Ontology annotation, cellular component: membrane. Bases 831 to 1526 code for a protein of 231 amino acids. Lineage: Eukaryota; Metazoa; Mollusca; Bivalvia; Mytilida; Mytilidae. The record is from RefSeq and is a predicted model, not a curated record.
AUCACUGGCUAAUGUCAAUAUCUAAUCAUAAAAAAAUACAGAAAUAAAAGGACGACCAGAAAACCCAUUAUUUACAUGUGAAAUUGACAACAGCAGGCUAUCAUUCAUCAGAAAUAAUAGAAAUCGGCAUAACUAUUGGAAAAGAGCUACGGAAAAGAUACAUCAGCAGUGCACAGAACUGCACAGUGACGGAAUCUGUUAGAUUGGAAAUUGAUGAAAAUUUUACACUUUAUUUGUUCAGAUAUCUCCACGGCAUUGUGGCUCAAUUUGAUUUGAUGAUUUAUUGGCCAAAAAGCCUGUAGAAUAUUUAAUGAAUUCUGAAAAAUCAAUGUGAAAUUGAAUUGCUAUAAUAAAAAUUUCGACUGUGGAGUUUUUGGAGAUAGUAAAAUGUUUGAAUGAUAUUGAGUUCAGAAGAUUUUGUUUUUCGUGGUACAUGUACUAGAAACCAGAACAAGGAUAUUGAUUAAUGAUUAUACAAAAGAAUCACCAGACAGGAUUUUAAAGAUCGGUGAUAGCGACUAAGUUAAUAAAAACAUAAUUAUUACCAUAAUCGACCAAAAUUACAGGAAGUUAUUAAUUGUAAACAAAUUAACAAGUUGAUAUGAAUCAUUUAAAAUUCUGAUUGGAAUUCUUUUAGAAAGAAAAUUGUUAUUGAGAAAAGGAUAGAAAGGAACAAAUGAACCAUAAAAUCUAAAUAAUUUGUUUUGUGGUUUCUGGGAUUGACAUGGAUUUUUAAACUUUGACUACAAACAAACAGAAAUUUGAGAAAAAUAAACAAUUUGGACAGUGAAAAGCUUUAACUAAAGAUUUGAACGAAUCUAUUGGAUAAAAUGUGCUACGUUAUCAUAACCUGUCGAUCUUUAGGCUGGACCUUGCUCUCCAUAGCAAUUACACUGAUGAUAGUAGCAUCAGUCGUAUCCCCAUAUUGGUUAGUUGGACUUCCUACCCACCAAGUUCAGUCUGCAAAUACAAAUAAUACACAGUUUACCAUCGAAAAAUUUCGACCAACACUUGGAAUAUUUAACCGUUGCCAGAGACUAACACGAUUUGAUUACACUCUGGGCAGAGUAACGUGUGCAAAUUUUGUGACUGAUUUUAUAGCGGAAAAUGACGAUUUCCCACAUGCUUGGAAGGCCACUGUGAUAUGCUUUGCCUUAGCUGCUCUUUUACUCACUACUUCUAUGAUUAUGUCGGCGAUGAGUUUAUUUGUUCGUUCCGUCUGUGGAAAAAGUAUAUUUACUCUUGCUGGACUAAUACAGAGUAUAGCAGGUUUAUUAUGUGUGAUUGGAUUGGUUAUAUAUCCUGCUGGCUGGGGUACAGCACGGGUGAAAAGAAACUGUGGGGAAUAUGCAGAUCCAUAUAUCAUUGAUAGAUGUUCACUUGGUUGGUCAUUUUACCUGUGUAUUGUGGGCACUGUAUUAACAUUUGUGUGUUCAGUGUUAUCUAUUCAAGCAGAACAUUCCACAUCAAGCAGAAAGGUCGAGGAAGAGGUCAUGGAAGGAAAAAAUCUCAUCUGCGUCUUAUGAAUGUUUUAAUGAACAAUACAACAAGGGCAUAGUUUGAUCCAGAACAGAUGUUGUAAAUAGUGUUAUACUCUAUUCCAAAUGUUUUGUAUUGACCAGGUUAUGUAGUCCAAUUUAGUUUUAUUAGUUUGGUUGAGAUCACUUCCAGAAAGUUAUACAUAUUGCUUCCAUUUUUGUUUAAUGCUAGUAACCCUUCUUGAGCACCUGUGAUCAACACCCAGUUUUUGGUGAUGUUCAAUUUAUAAUUACUUUUCCUGGGCAUCAAAGAUCAACCAUCAGUUUUUGGUGGGGUUCAUCUUCUUUCCCGUCAAUUGCCACUGAACGUUAAACAAACAAUAAUCAUACUACUACAAGGGGAGGGGGUGAGGAUCUCCCACGGUCGAGGAUCAUAAUCAUAAUAACAAUAAUAUUUAAUACCAAGCACAUGAAGUACAAGUCAUAUUUUACAAAAUAAACUUUUUCCACAUUCUUACAAAUGAUUCUCUUCGUCCUGCAGAUGUAACUUUUAUAUUGAAGCUGAAAUAUACAAUAGAAUUACAAGGAAAAUGUUUCAAUUACUGAAGGAGCAGUUUAAUGUUCAGUUGAUUUUUUCACAAUCAGUGUAGCAAGGGAGAUAACUGUAGAUAAACAAAUAAUUAAAUGUUAAAUCUUAAUAUUUUAUCAUGUAAUCUUGGUUAUAGUAACAGGUUCGAAUUGAAACAACUUUCACACAAUUAUGCACUUAAUUUUUAAUUUAAAUUUGAAUGAGGGUCUGAGGUUAAAAUACCACAAAACAUUUAACUUUGAAAUAACCCUAGGACAAAAGCUGUUUUCAUACAAGAGAUUUGGCAAAAUUUUUGAAUUUAAAAAAAACUUUUGUUUAUUAAAAUAUUAUUUCUUCAUCAAUGAUGUUGUCUAAAAAUGAUCUACUUUCUGAACAUAAAUAUAGCAUUUGCAAUAUUAACAGCACAAUAAAAUUGACAUUUUUUUAAAUAAUUUUUUUAAACAAAUCUCUUUUAUUUCAUACUUAAAAAAUGGCAGUGUCCUUUUUUCUGUUCUUCGCUAUAAUUAUUGCAUUGGUUGCAAUGAAAUACUGUGAUUUCCCAAUAAGAUAAAGUACUUUUGAAUUGAUGUGUUCUGACACUUGUUGAAUAUUUUUCUAUAUAUGAAUUCAUUGAUUAGUAAUUCUGUAAGUUUGAACCCUGAAUAUAAAUAUGGAAGUGAUCUUGACCAUUUAGAGAAUGUCCAGUAGUUAAAGAAGUUUGUUUUAUUAAUAAGAUAUUUUUAUGAUGUAGCUUUCAUUUUAUUUUCCAUACCUGUUCAUAUUUUGACUUCUUAAAGGUCAAGUUUAAAAUCAAAGUGUCAUUUUUCCAUAUGAGGUCAAAUUGAAGUAAUGAAACAGUGAUUAUGUCAAUACAAGCUCAUGUUGGAGUACUUAAACUGACUCUUAUACAAAGUCAAGGUGAUGCAAUAACAAGAUCAAGUUGAAGUAAUCACAAGAUCAAGUUGAAGUAAUUACAAGAUCAAGAUGACGUAAUCACAAGAUCAAGUUGAAGUAGUCAAAAGAUCAAGUUGACUUUAUCACAAGAUCAAGUUGAAGUAAUCACAAGAUUAAGUUGACGUAGUCACAAGAUCAAGUUGAAGUAGUCAAAAGAUCAAGUUGCCGUUAUCUCAAGAUCAAGUUGAAGUAAUCACAAGAUUAAGGUGACAUAAUAACAAGAUCAAGUUGACGUAAUCACAAGAUGAAGUUGACGUAAUCACAAGAUCAAGUUGAAGUAGUCACAAGAUCAAGUUGACGUUAUCACAAGAUUAAGGUGACAUAAUAACAAGAUCAAGUUGACGUAAUCACAAGAUCAAGUUGACGUAAUCAUAAGAUCAAGUUGGAAGUAGUCACAAGAUCAAGUUGAGAUACCAUAAGAUCAAGUUGGAAGUAGUCACAAGAUCAAGUUGAGAUACCAUAAGAUCAAGUUGGAAGUAGUCACAAGAUCAAGUUGACGUGAUCACAAGAUCAAUUUGACGUAAUCACAAUUUUAAGUUGAAGUAGUCAAAGAUCAAGUUGAUGUAAUCACAAGAUCAAGUUGACGUAAUCACAAGAUCAAGUUGAAGUAGUCACAAGAUCAAGUUGAAGUAAUCACAAAGUUGAGUUGAAGUAUUCUAAGAUCUAACAUUCUUAGACAAAUUUGAAUUGACAAUUACAUUCAGAAAUACCUUUUCACAUUUUUAAUACAUUACUCUCACUGUCCAAGAUUUUGCUAUGAGUAACUUUACAUUUUUAGCAGUUUUCACCUGAUUUCUAUUUUGACAAUAAAAAAUAAUUUGAAAAUAUUUUAUUCCCCAGAAAUAUACGUAUUUUAAAAGAAGUUGUUGAUUGUACAUUAUAACUGGUUACCUUUAAAGGAUAUAAAGAUUAAACUGAAUAUUUAUAAGAUAAUCUAAAUCUGACUCCUUCAUUUUGUCUUUUUUUCUUCCAUAACAGAUGCCAUUCAUUUUUUUUAAGGGAAUAAAAGUAAAAUGAAUGUUUGAUGUCCGGCUGGCUCAAAAAAAUUUUGGAAGCCCUGGUUUGAUCUGUGAAAAUCAAAACAGUAGGUGAGUAAAGCCCUGCUUUUUAUAAUCAACUCCCCCUACAAAUUACUGUUUACCUAGAGGGUCCAAACUUUUAGAAUGUUUGUAUAUACAUUGAAGAUGUGAGAUCUCACCUUUUGUGUACACAAUUGGACAUAUUUUGUCUGUUUUAGCCAAUAUUUCUUGAUUGAAUGUAGUUUUCAUUUUGCUAUGUGUAGAAAUCUUUCCUAGCUACCAUUUAAUAAUAUUUUUCAUAUCAGGACUAGUAUCAUUACCAUGCAUUUCAUUGUUGCCGUUCAAAUAACAAACAAUAAGUAUUGCAACUCAACCACUUUUUUUAUUGUAAUUUUUUCCUCAUAUUUUGUCACAAUGCUUGUUCAUCCAUCAAAGCUUACAUUUUUUGUCCACAUCAUAAAACUACAAAUAUUUAUAUACUCCUUUAUUAUACAUGGAAUUAUAUUUAGUAUUUGUUAUAACGUUGUAAAUGUUUUGUUAUUGUUUAUUUUUAUUAAGAAUACUCCAUAUUUAUAUGUAAUCUACAAUGGCUUUAAGUAGCUAUUUUACGUAAUAAAAUUAUACAGAUUC